CGCUGGCUGGGCUGAUGACAGAAUGACUUUCAGGCGACUCAAAAAGCUACAGCACAAGGAGGAGUAUGCUUCACCCCCGGACCAGGCGAUCUAUAGGGACAGGGACAAAUAUGACCCCUAUGCGGCUCUGGACACCUACCGGACAGCAGACAUGUACAAGGCAUUAGCGGUGUCUGGGGGGACUCUCCCUAGAACCAAAAAGGUAAUUCACAAAUAAUUACUGCUGUCUUCUUCUUAUUAUUAUUAUUUUAAUCCACCAAUACUUCCUGUGGAGAUUGAUGGCAGAGACCCCGGUAAUUGAUGCCAUGGUUCUGGGUUAACUCACUGCCUAUCCUGACACGUGUUAUGAAAUCCUCCAGGAAUUGAGGGGUUAAUUUACCAUGGAUUAGAGUGAUUCACGUAUCCGGAGUAUCUCUGUAAUUAUAACCUCUGGACAAUUAAUGCUACAUUGGGUUCUAGAACGUCCCCGAGUUCCACGUUCUGUUGUCUUCUGGUCUCCUAUAGGAUGGGUUCUCUCUCUGGAAACCCAGCAAGGGUUAAACCGCAGGACCACCGCCACUUGGGGGGAUGUGAUCUCAUUGUUUUCAAAGCACUAUUGUCUUUUUUUAUGUGGAGUGUGCAGCUUCAUUGCUUGUAAUGCGAACAAGCCUGCUCUCUCCCUCAGCCGGUUUACCUGAGCAGCUCAUGUCUGCUUCCUGACUGCCCUUUAAAUUAUUCACUGUUUAACUUUCCAUUCCUCCUUUUCGAAAACCUAUAAUUUGAUUUCUAUAUAAAUAUCUCUACGUGUAUAUAGAUCUACACACCCACCCCCUUCAUCUCCAGAUGUGUAUAUAUACCCAGCACUGUUGGAAAUAAAGUGUGUGUGUGUGUAUUUAUAGGAAGCUAUCAUUACUCUGUCCCAAGACACUGAUAAAUCUCAACUAUCUGUAAAUGCCUGGUUUAUUCCAUGGCCAGUAUCUGAAUUGGCUGAUACAGUAGCAUGUAAGGGACUAUAGUUAUUCGUGGUUUACAAUUGCUUAAUUUCUACAUCUCGCUGUACAACAUUGUGGCGUAUGUUGGUGACAUAUACCUAGUUGACGCCUAAAUGUAUGCUUGUCAAAUCUCCCUUUUUUAUAAUUGUAAAGUGCAGCAGAAUAUAUUACUGCUAUAUAUAGAUGCUAGUAAUAAGUGGUCUACCUUUUUUGUCUGUCAAACUAGCUUUAUUCAUCAUGUGACAGCUUGUGUUUUCUGGUAGUCAGUAACUCUUGAGGUUUAGUACUUCUGUAACUUUCAAACAAAGUAGGCAAAUUGAUCCCUAUGGCUGUGAAUGUGUUAAUGGUAUAGCUGUUAUCUGUGUUGGCUUUCCUCACCUCCCUGGCCAUUGGCUGUAAACUGGUCCUUCCUAGAGUAUGCUUGUUUACUAGUCUGGGAAGAAGCUCCCCACCCCCCCAGAUUUGAAGUCACUUUGAUAAAAGGGAAGGAAUAUAUAACAAACCCCUAUUUAAUGUGCAGUGUGUAUUGUACACGCCAUCCGCUGUCAGGCUGGUGCAUAGAUCACUGAGAUGUGAAAGGCAGCCAAAAGCUACAAUUACUCAAAUAUCGCUUAGUGAAGCAUAAAAUAGUCUCUUACACGUUAAAUAAUAGUCUUUUACAAGUUAAUUAUCAUAGACCUCUUGCAGGAUAAUGGCAUUGGAUAACCAAAUUGAGGAUUUUUGCUUAAAAAUAAAAAAAGUAUUUAGCAUAUUAAUGGAAACCAAAUACUGGCACAUUGACAGUACAAAAGUAUCUUCCAUGUUAUUUCUUCCGAAAAAAGCUAACAAUUGUCUAAUACCUUCUAGCAGAUGUUAAAGGUUAUGAAUGUUAAACGUGUUGACUUUAGAACUGUAUUGCAAAACAUACGGAUAUAUUUCCUAUUAAUUAUGUGCCAGUCUAUAAACCCUGACACUAACUUAAUUUUUUCGUAUUUGGUUUAAAAAAAAUUGGGAUUAUUCAUUUUUACUAUAACGAAUAUUCUGUGCUAGGGUGAUGUUUUAGUUGGUUGUUAAAACCGCGUUGCCAUGCGGCAAGUGCAUGGAACAAGCAAACUGGUAGGCUGCUUUGCAUUUUCUAACAAUGCGCCCACAUUAUUUACUACAUAGCAAAGUGCUGAAUGUAUCUAUUGGGAUAUUGUAAGGCUUAGAUAACCAGUGAGCGACACAAAUACUGCCGGAACCUGUUUUCCUAGUUUUUUAGUUUUGUUAGAUGAAAUUUCAGCCAUUCCUGAGAUUGCUGAAUGACUUACAUAAUGUUAAGAAUAUUAGGAUGCUGACAAUAUGUAGAUACUGUUAGUCUACUGAAAAGCCACAACUAAUUCUAUGUCAAUGUGUACCGGUCUGCAACAAUUAACUGCAUGUGUUUUGAUAAUCUCAAUGAAAUGUUUGCAAUUACUAAUGAAGCUGCCAUUCACAAAAAAUGUGGUUGAGAAGAUCAAUCUCAGGUUGCAAUAUUCUUUGUUUACACUUUGCUGGCGUUGACGGUAGCACAUUUUAACAUCCCCCUUCCUUAUUGUGGCAACUGCAAUGCAAUUAGGCAGUUUCUCACAAAGUGCUCCUGCACCCAAAUACUGUAUGUGAUUUCCCAUAAUGCUAGGUGUGUUUUUUGCAACAUUGUUAGUACAAUAAAGAUGACAUUUGCUAUUGAGUGUAGUUGUAUUGGCAUUGUCAUGUGCUUGUUAGGUGCAUUUUGGAAGUGAAAUUCACCGGUGAUCGCUGUGGCUCAACUAGUAGUUUUGCUGAAGUUUGGUUUUUUCACCACUCAUUACUGUUGCGGAGUACUAGAUUUUGUGCCACCUGCUUAUCUUAAUCUUUUCUUGUCUAACUGGCAUGUCCUGUUGUCUGACGAUGUGGUUGAGCAGCUCAAAGUAUCAUUGAAAUGUACCAUAAGAGCCCUGAUAAAGACACUAAUGACUGAUCCCAUAACAGAAGGCAUAUCUAAAAGUUGCCUUUUCAGUGUUAGUCUAGUUUCAUUAUUCCUUAUCUGAGUUACACCUGUUUGAUUUACAUGCCAGACUCCUAGCUUGCUCCUGAGAUAACAAGCUGUCAGUUAGGCAAAUACUUAGCAAUCUACAAUGCACGAAACUGGAAUAUCGAGUUUCUGUUUGAGUUAAGGCUAGUUCCUGCAAGGUUCAUUUUACUAUCAAAUGAAGGACUGAUUCCUUACCUUAGCAGUCUAUCGAAGUACACAAAUAAGUAAAUAAAGAAAACUAUAUUGGUAUCUAGUUUGUUUACUUUGAACCUCAAAUAUUGUGAUCAGUGAGAAUUCACUUUGUAAAUGAUGAUUGAUGGACAGUGCUUCAGGUCAUUUUCCCAGCAGGGGAACCACAUAUUUCAUUCUAAUAGACUAGUUUGUAAGGAAACAUGAACUGGCAAAAUAGGUUAGUGUAUAGAGGUUUAAAAUUGAUUCCUAGAGAAUAUCAUUGGAGACAGGUGCUUUUAUUUUAUUUGCAUUAUAGCACAAGAUAAUGGAAAGCUGUUUUUAGAAACUACAGUUUUCCCACGGAUUUAUAUUUAUAUUGGUCACUACUCUAUCCUAAUUCUCCUUGACCUGUCUGCGGCUUUUGACACUGUUGAUAAUCAACAGCUUCUUCUCAUCCUCCGCAAUAUCGGUCUACAAGAUACUGCUCUCUCCUGGUGCUCCUCCUACCUCUCCCAGCGCUCUUUCAGUGUUUCUUUCUCUGGCUCUGCUUCUUCUCCCCAACUCCUUUCUGUUGGUGUCCCCCAAGGUUCAGUCCUUGGUCCUCUACUGUUCUCCAUCUAUACUGCCUCCCUUGGUAAACUCAUUAGCUCCUUUGGCUUCCAAUAUCAUUUCUAUGCAGAUGACACGCAAAUCUACCUGUCCUCUCCUGAUCUCUCCCCGUCCCUCUUGACUAGUGUGUCUGACUGCCUCUCUGCUGUUUCUAACUGGAUGGCUGCCCACUUCCUUAAACUAAACUUGACCAAAACUGAAAUUCUGGUCUUUCCUCCCUCAAGUGUUGUUACUGUGUCUGUCUCCCUCCAAGUCAACGGUGCUACCAUCAGCUCCACCACGCAGGCUCGCUGCCUAGGGGUUCUCUUUGACUCCGACCUCUCCUUCAAGCCUCAUGUUCAAUCUAUCGCCAAAUCCUGUCAUUUCCAUCUCAAAAACAUUGCGCGCAUCCGCCCCUACUUGACGCCAGAUGCGACUAAGGUGUUGGGUCAUUCCACUGUCCUUUAUCGCCUUGACUACUGUAAUCCGCUUCUGAGUGGUCUUACGUGCUCCCAACUAGCGCCGUUACAGUCCAUAAUGAAUGCGGCGACGAGGCUCAUCUUCCUGUCCGCCCGCACCUCCCAUGCCUCACCCUUCUGUCAAUACCUACGUUGGCUUCCUAUAAAAUAUAGAGCUCAAUUUAAAAUUCUGGUUCUUGCUUUCAAAUCGCUACAUAAUGCUGCUCCCACCUAUCUAUCCUCCCUUAUACAAAAGUAUGUCCCGUCUAGGCCCUUACGAUCUGCUGAAGACUUACGUUUAUCUUCUGUCCGUAAUCCCACCUCUGAUGCUCGCCUUCAAGAUUUCUCGAGGGCUGCACCGUUCCUGUGGAACUCACUUCACUCCUCCGUUAGAUGCUCACCCAGUCUCCAUUCCUUCAAAAAAUUGUUAAAAACCCACUUCUUCAUAAAAGCGUAUCAAUUAAACUGUUAAUAGCUCAUGACUGAUUCCUCUUCUGCAACUGUCACUAGUCUAAUACUAUCCUUACCUUUUUAUGUCAUUUUACCCCACUCCUUCUAGCAUGUAAGCUCAUUGAGCAGGGCCCUCAACCCCUCUGUUCCUGUGUGUCCAACUUGUCUGGUUACAACUACAUGUCUGUUUGUCCACCCAUUGUAAAGCGCUGCGGAAUUUGACGGCGUUCUAUAAAUAUCAUCAUAAUAAUAAUAAAGUUUUACCUAUAGUGUAUUAUUCCCCCCAUGUUUAUGGGACGUGCUGCUAACCAGGUUCUGUUCCAGAUUAACUCUACUUCCUGUAAAUGAGAUACAGUGGAGGUGUGCACUGUGCAUCACACUUUGCAAUUAUGCAGCUCUUUUAAAAGUCAUGCUUUGUUGUAAAAUCGUGUAGUAAUGAUCAAAUUAUAUUUGCUUUGUAACAGAAUUGAAUUUUUGCUUUAAGUUGUCAUCUUGUUCACUGACCUCCUUGUAUGUACAACAGAUAUCGGUUGAAGAUAAGUGUAUUCUGGUCAUUUUGAUACAGAGAUAAACAAUGGCAAUUAGGAAAUUAGCAAAGACAUUCAGACAACCCCUAAUCCUCUGGAGCGGUAAAGUAAACGGCAAGUGCACACAUUUGCUGACUUUGUGCUGUCUUGUUGUGCAAGUUGCUAAUGGCCAGAUGCCUGCUGACAUUUGGGGUUGGGAGGUGGGAGCAGGUCAAACAGAAGGUAACUGAAUUUUGGUCUAGUAUGUUUCCUCUGAAAUUAACAGACGAUUAGAACAGUUAAUAUGCCAUCUAAAAUGCCUUAAAGGAACACUAUAAUGAAAAGAAACUAAAAGGGUUACUAUAACACUUUUUAAAAUCUUUGUAAUUUGCAAUGCUUUAGUGGGCAUUAGUAACUAGGUCCCCCCUUCUUAAAAAAAAAAAGUGCAAAAAAUGUUUUUAAACAUGCCUAUAAUACAGUGCCAGGCAAAGCUCCAGAUGCUAACCUCCACGUUUGUCAGAUGACACCCCUGGCCUCGAGAUGCCCAAUCAAAUGCUUCUCAAUGAUAACUUUAUUUGUCCGUUUUGCUAUUUUAUAGGGAAAUUGUGCUCUUAAGGCCAGCAAUGGAGUAGGAAGAUUUUUUUUCUUUAAGUGUUUUCAAGCGGGCGGAGGCAGUGGAGAGCAAUGGUUCUCCUUGCAGGUGCACUGCCUACAAGGGAGAAGAUAAUUACAUCUGUGUCUAAUGUAAUUUUUACCCGGAAUUAUUAGGGAGCCCGGAACAGAGUUUUGGCCUGCCUAAGUAAAGUGUCCCAAAAUGUGAUCUUAUGAUUAUAUUUCUGAAUGUGCAGAAUUUCAAGCUAAGACACUGCAUAUAUAUAAUCCUAUCACCAUGACCACUAUAAGCCUUUUGUGUUAUCUGAGAAGUGUAGAUUUAGGCACAGUCACCUAAACAGCAACUCAAAUAAAAAUCCUUUCAAUUUUACCUGUAAUCCGAAAUCAAGCCAGACUCUUCACUGCAGUGGGAUCCACUUGCUGCAAAGUCAUAAACCUAAUAUCUUGUGUCUGAUCAAAUGCUUCUCAAAGAGAAGCAUUGCAGACAUUCAGCGCAUGUGCAGUGAUUGCCUACAUUUGCUGAUACAGUACUUCUGAGAGAACCAUUGCAUCUCAUAGUGAAGUACUGAAUGGCCACUCAGUGUUUGCAGUCAUGGGAAGAAAAUUAAUUUCCAUCGAAUACCACAAUAUAAACGCUUUUAAAGCAAACGUUGGAAAAAAUGAAGUUGUGUGGUUUUCUACUGUUGCAAAAGCAGGUAGCAGUCUGCUUGAUCACUUUAGAAAUCAUAUUGUUCUGAGAUACCGGUUACAGUUGGGGAUUGACAGUGUUUCCCAGUACGUAUUUGGAAUAUUUGUACAAGUGGCUUUCUAUUUAGCCAUUCAAUAAUCCAUUCAUCCUCCUUGUGAAUGUUAAGAGUGGCUGAAUUAGCUUGUUAAACUAUCCUUUAAUUUAUAUAUAUAUAUAUAUAUAUAUAUAUAAUGUUUUCCCCAUUUGUGACUGAAAGCAAACUAUUCCAUUUCUGGUAAUUCAUUGUGAAUUAGUCCAGUGGUCCAGGUUUUUUCAGUAUUUCAAUUUGAAUACAAAAGUGAAAUUCAUAAAUCCUGGACUGCUGGUUGGGCCAUGAGGACAGGGUUGGGGACCACUGAAUUAGACUAUUAGGUUCUGUGCUCUGUUCCACAACCAUCCUGCUGUAAAGUGCAUCCAUUCCUCACCAGUAGCAAAGAACUUUUGGGGGAAUAGUGUCGUUAAAAUGAUUUGACGGAACAUACAGUAAUAUUCAUUUAACUGGAAAUAAAGCUAGUAAGCAGUGUGUUGAGGACUGAAGCACAUGUGAAAUGGAUUCAUAAUACAAUGUCUGCUUUUUAUGCAGCGAAGUUACAUGAACAGCUCUGGUCAAAUCUAAGGCUUUACUACACUACAUAAUCUGUGGUGCUGAAAUAAUCUUCUGGCACCUUCAGCAUCAUGCAAAAAAAAGGAAGUUUAUUGCUUUUCAAGAAUAAUGGGCAAGUAUGAUAAUAGAGAUGCACAAAAAUACGUGUGAAACAAAAAAAUUCAGUUUUGCACUCAAAUCUGCACGUGGAGAAAUUAAAAAAAAAUUUAGGUUUUACUUUUUUAGCUGUAAAUGCAUUGAAGAAUAUGGUGUAUACAUCUCUGAUAUUAGUUAUGUAAAUACAAACAUGGAGACCAUAUAAUAUAGAAUAAAAAAUGGUGAUGUAACGCAGUAUUCACACCUACUAUGUCAUUGUGUUGGCUCAACUAAUUUGUUAAAGAGCAAUGGUCAUGCUCAGUUUAAUCGGAGCAUGACCAUGACGGCCCUUUGGUGUUUUGAUAUAUCAUUAGGCAUUGCUGAAGCAAAUGAUGUUCUUUAACCCCUUAAGGACCAAACUUCUGGAAUAAAAGGGAAUCAUGACAUGUCACACAUGUCAUGUGUCCUUAAGGGGUUAAGCAUCACAGGAACCAUAAAGGAUUAUCUACAAACAAUGGGAGAUAGUGCCUCCAUCACAUCUUUUCUCAUCUCAGUAUGAAGUAUAAUCAUGUAAAUUACACCCUGUAUUUAAAAGCUUACGUUUGUCUCAGCAGGUACACUCUCAUAGAAUACCUGUAAGGAAUAUUAGUGGCUGGUGUCAUGGAUGUCUGGAGUGUCAACUUUCCCCCCUUAUGUGUGUGUGUAUAUAUCUAUAUCCAUCCAUCCAUCCAUCCAAAAUACCAGAGUAUUGCAGUGUACAAUAAUACCUUUUUAAUGGACUAACAUAUUUCAAAGACAAGCUUUCAAGAGUUUUUCUCUUACUCAGGUCUGAACCAAUACUGAUCAAUCUGAUCGAGUUUAACAUGUAUCAGUUGUUUUAAGUGUUAAACUCGAUCAGAUUGAUCAGUAUUGCUUCUGACUCGAGGAAGAGAGAAACGCUCUUGAAAGCUUGACUUUGAAAGAUUUAGUCCAUUAAAAAGGUAUCAUUGCAUACUGCAAUACUCUGGUAUUUUGUCAUCUAGUCUACUGGACUAAUACGGCUAAUCCAAUCUACACUGUGUGUGUAUAUAUAUAUAUGUGUGUGUGUGUGUGUGUGUAUAUAUAUUUAUAUUUCCCCCCCACUGGUGUCUGCUAUGGGGAUGAAACUUGCAUAUCAUGUUUGCACAUCUUUACAAUUAACUCACUCAUUUUCGGAGUUCAGAGCCGUUUCCUGUCCAGUUUCUCCUUAUACUCUUCAUUUAUAUGCACCAAACAUUUGUUUGUAGCAAACAAUAUAGACUAAUCUCCAGAGUGGGUACAGGGGUACUUGCCGAGCUGCUAAACAUAUUUUAAAGUAAGAAUAGCCGUUCCUUCACUAUGUCCCAUUUUAUCUCUAUUUUAGUUACCCACAUUUCUUUUUUCUUAAUUUGUUGGCCAUAUAGUCUUAAACAGGGUCCAACCAGCAGCCUGGAAAAUCAGUGACGUUGGCUCUGUUUAAACCAGUCUAAAUUUUCCGUUGUUUGUGGAUAAGCUUUUGUCAGUUUUGGGGUUUUACAUUGGAUGCUGAUGAAAUUGGCUCCUGCCAUCUCGGUUCAUAUGUCCAGAGCUUGAACGGCAUAUUUACUGCAAUUAAUCAUAGCUGCAGAGUAAUGUUGGCACAAGCGACCCUUGUGUGAGGUGACUUUUUGUAUUUCAUUAAAACAUUUUAAUCUAAAAAUAUACAGUAGUGGCUCCUUUUUAAUAUUUACAAACACGUGCAAAGCUGUUAUGUUUUUGUGAUAAAUAGAAGACAUUGCACAGGUUUUUCUGCAUUGUGGGAUACACAGCAACAAUGUAUCGGCCCCAAUUUACUCAGAACUGUGAUAAUUGCCAUUCUCCCAGCCCCCUCCCACACACACACACACUUCUGCUUCUACUGAGGAAAACAGGAGCCACCGCUUUCUCUGCAGGGUUUCUGGCUCCCAUUUGCUUCCUUUCCAGUCCUGUGUCAGUUCCCAUUGACCAUUUGCAGUGUGUUGCUGAGCUAACAUUUUUGGUUAGAAGUGUGCCAGAUCGUGGAAAGUUACAUUAGCUAAAAUGCACAUCAGCCCAUUGUUGGAACACACAUGCUAUUCAGACGCUGAAAGGGUUAAUGCACUUCAUAACUUAUUGUUGGCUCAUGGAAGCCCACGUGAGUGGACUUUGAAAAAGACAGAUGCUGUUUUUCUGCCUCUUUGUCACCAAAUCAUCAAUACCAUUAUGAAAACCCCUGUGUAAUGUGCUUUGUCAAGGAAUAUUUAAUACCUAUAAUUGUGCCGGGGGGAAAGUUACCUGGUGUCCUAGGAGAAAUUGUGCUUUGACAUUUUGUUUAAGUCAUUAUUAGAAUUUCAAUGAUAUGCCUCAAAAAUGUACAGUUAGCUUUGCAGCACUGACAGGUUGCUGUGUAUUAAAAGAAAACAGAUUGCACUAUUGUAGUCGAAGAAUGUAUGGUCCAGGACUGGACAAAUAGCCUGACGUGUGCAAUAUUUAAUCUGUUACUACCGAGCUUCGUGUAUUGCACAUCUUACUCCAAAAACCAUGCUCUGCCUUUCCAGUAAAAAGAAAAGCAUUAUUUCAGUAUUUGAAUUUAUUAAACUCUUUAUCAACUCUUCAAUCAUUCAAAUGAACUUAUCCCACUAAUUAUGUUUGUUUCCAAUUGUUUGUCAAAAGGCCAUUGUUUGUCUUGUUCUUGUGUAACUCACACCUGUAGUGUAAGUGUGGCUUGCACAUAGCAGACCAAUCGAUCCCCCCCAUUAUAUUUAAUUUGUCAAACCAUGUAUCUCAGUUAAUACAAUUGAAUUAUCUCUUGUGUAAGCGUUUAAGGUUCUUCCUGUGGGGAACAGAUGGCUUAUAAACUUGGAUCUGGUGGUUGCUCUGAUGAGAAAUCACUGGAUCUGAGUUUGUUCUAUUUCGUUUUAAUGUGAUAUUUUCUACAAGGAAACCUUAACAGCUGCCGCAAUACGUUUAAAGCCCGUCUGCCAUUUCUCACUUUGCCUGCCAUUUGUGACACUUUGAGGAUUUGCUGUUAGCGGAAUUGCCACCUGGAUGUGUUUUAUUUACAAACUUUUAACAAAAAUUGCAUCCCCACACACACACACGUCUUGGUCUCAAAAUAAACAUUUAGAAUAACAAACACUUGAUCUCUUUACCUGCCGUGGGUGACUUCAGAAUCAUUUGGGAUUUUGGAGAAACUGUGGCAUGUAAAUCAUUGCCGUCCUGCUUCAUGGUUGAGUUAAGGCAUUUUACCAUGGCAAAUGGGAAAUGGCAAACAAGAUCUGUUUAAAAGAGGCUCCAGUGAGUUAGCAGUGUGGUCUAGAUCGCUUUAGAAAGGGUUCUGCUAAGUUAUUGUUAGAAUUUGAUUUAGGUGUAUGUUUUGUAUGGUUUAAUUUUGUUAUGUUGUUCCUUUAAAUGCGAUUUAACAUUUAAGAAGAACUAUUUGACCAUAGGAGCUAGAACUCUUUACUUUAAAUAACUUAAGACACACAACUAUAUUUAUAAAAAAAAUCAUGAUCAGUUUGCAGUGUUCAGCAUCAAUGCUCAUUAUAUGAUGUUCAAAGGUCUUGAGGAGGAAGCAUCUCUAUUGACUAUCUGUGUGACCGUACUAGACGUUUUCCUGGACAAACUUAAAACAUUGCGCUUUCUCAAACAAUGCUUUUUAUGGGCCCAUAAAAGGGAUACCAUAACCACUACAUUAGCCUUUAUAGUUCUUUAUAGUGUACUUUUAGCAUUACUUGGUAUACCAGCUUUGACUCUGCUGGCCCGCAGGUGCAACCCUUGAAAACAUGGCAUUUCAGGCCAUGUGUAAUGUCCCCUUAUGUCCAUAUCUGUAGUGUAUUGCAAUGUUUAAGAACAAAUUUAGUUUCAGACAAACCGGAAAUGAUUUAUCAUAAAGCAAUAAGCAGUAAAUCUGCCACUCCUGAUAAAGGUAUCCUUCCUUUUCACAAAUCUACAUUACAGUUCAGCAUACCCAACAAAGCUGUGCGUUCAUAGUUUCAGUGAAAUAACUUUUCUAAUGUAUCAACGAAAGUGAUCACCUUUGCUGUAGUGUAUCCAGCAAGGAGAGGGAGUAUGUUGUUACAAUGGGAUUUUCCUGAUGAAGUUCUUCUGCUGCAUUACGAUGUGGAUACUGGUCAGACUGGUCUUGAAAAGCCAUACGGGUUUAACUCUGCAGUAAAUAACUGAAAAACAGAAGCCAGGUGGCCUGGAGGUGUAUUUUAUGUUUUGGAGAGCAGAUAAUCUUCUGCCCAGUCAGUCUGAUCCUACUGCAUUGUAUUGGGACUAAAGCUUGCUUGUUUGUGGUUUAGCACCUUUGUGGACAAAGAACUGUUUUCUUUAACAGUGUUGCUAUGUCACUGUUGACAACUGUAGCUGUAUUGUCUCUUGUAACGACCGGUCCUCAUACUUUGCAGACUGUUUUGAUCUAAAGCUGUUUUUCUGAGACUCUCAUUUCGUCUCUGUAUACUCUAGGGACAAGCACAAUCUACCAAAAAUCCUUGUAAAGGUACUUUUACCAAGACAUUUUUAUUUUAUUUUUCUCAAUAAUUCUAUUUAUAAAAUAUUUUACCAGGAAGGAUACAUUGAGAUUUCUAUCGUUUUCAAGUAUAUCCUGAGUAAUACAGGUGCUAUUACCAAAGUCGUUAAUGCAUUCUAUAUGAUCUACACAUGUGAGCAAUCACUAUAGGUUUUACUCUGAUGCUUGAAUGUUGUCCUAUAAAUACCUUUAUAACCGGGUGCACUUGCAUUGUAAAGGGUUCCAAACAUAGAAUGAACUUCUUGUGUAUUAUUACCAUUGUAGACGGAUCUUGUAAUGGUUUUCCUAUUAUGGGAGUUUUGGGCUAUGCCUAGUAAAUGUCUCCAGUUAGCAAAAUUAAAUCAAAAUUUUGGGACCCCAUCUACAUUUGAAUAGUUUUUUUGUGGUUGACCGUUUCUCAUGUUCAGUUUUAAGUAUUCUCACGUUUUUAUUUCUUCCAUUCUUGCCCACGCCGGCAUAAAGAAUUAAAGCCCCUAUUCAUUUAUAAUAAGGGCAUUUAUAAGGGCCACACUUUUCCCAAAAUAUGUGACGCUCGAUCCAAGUUGUGAACCUCUGAUCACACAAUGGUAGAAAUUGUCUUUUGAAAUCCACUGCGAGUUAUUAAACUAUAAGCUGGAGGUUAUGAAAGACUUUUUGUGACACAGGAUCUUGAAAGAUAAAUGGUUCUUCUCAUAAACUUGUGCGUUGGAUGUAUGUUAAUACAUGGAAAUAUAUGGCAUUCGUGCAAGAAUCCUCUACAUGUAAAGCAUUGUCUGAAUGUGCAAUAGAUGCAAAUAUUAAAGCUUUUGUCAUAUAUGUUGGUUGUCACUUUUUGUAGGUUAGCUAUCUGCACAAUGGAAAGGAUUCAUUCUUUACUUUGACCACCUGUUCCUUCCCUCUCCUUUUUCUUUGACAACCAUUGUUUUGUGCUUAAUUUAACCUGCUGCAUGCCAAAGAUGAUCUUUGCACUAAACUAUAAUCUCCAACUGCCUUGCACAGAGGAAAAAUAUUCAAAAUAUAAAAAGUUUUCGUAUUGCAUUUCUAUAGGGAUUGUGUCAAUAAGUGUACAAACAUAUCUGCACAUAAUUAGCCAUUUAGCAUUAUAUAAAAUGUCUGAUCCCUGAUUGACCUAUUCAGCCAAUCACAAUGUCUGGAUUAUUGAAGAUUAGCACUUUCAUAGACGUCUGGCUGCCAGUUUGUGCUUAAUCCAUGUGAUAUUAAUCACUUUAAGGAUUAGUACGGGGGGGGGGGGGCAAUAUUCAGAGUAGGGCUUGAGGAGUCAAUACCUUUUAAAACAUUUUUUUAUUAAUGAACCAAUUUUAAUGAUAUUGCAUUCAAUGAAUGCUUAACGUAUGGAGAUUUGUUUGACUAGGUACAAAAGAUGACAUCUUUUAAGUGAGCUCCAUUUGCCACCUCAAAAAGUUACUUUCGAAUGCAUUGUUUAUAACAUUAGUUAACGUUUGAGGCUCUAGCGCUCGAAUUGCUGCACUGAUAUUCUCCUUGAGUUUCUAAAGUGUAGCAAUUUGUUAACAUACACCCACUCCUUCAGACAUACCCACAGGUAGUAAUCAGGAGUUUAGAGGUCGGGCAAACAUGGUGGCCAGCUGAUCUGGUAAUUUCUUGAAAUUAUCAACUCGCUAAACGGUUGUCCCAAUUUUGAUACUAUAAUUCCACUAUUUUUACUCGUCGCUCCCUCGUGAAAUUACCCAUGAUCAGCCUCCCAAAACUCCGUUAUAUGCACCUGCAAUAGGAUAAUAUAACUACUAACAUAAGUUCUUUACUUGUCAAAUUACAUAGUUACAUAGCUGAAAAGAGACUUGCGUCCAUCAAGUUCAGCCUUCCUCACAUGUUUUAGCUGUUGAUCCAAAAGAAGGCAAAAAACCUAGUCUGAAUAGCCUCUAAUUUUGCAACAAACUAGGAAAAAAUUCCUUCUUGACCCCAAAAUAGCAGUCAGAUGUCUCCUUGGAUCAAGCAGCUAUUACCCCAAUAAUCCUAUUCUGAAUUUUGGCCUAUCCUGUAUAUUCGGCAAAGAUGAUGGUGCGGAUAUAAUUUGAUGUUUUGAGGUGGAUCUGUCACUUAUUGCAGAUAGAAAAUACCCAAUUAAAGGAGAGAAACUGCUAUGUUUAUGUUAGGGUUAAUCCAGCCUCCAAAUCCUCUAGUGGCUGCCUCAUUGACAGCCGCUUGAGGCGCUUGCGUGAUUCUCACUGUGAAAAGCACAGUGAGAACACGCAAGCGUCCAUAGGAAAGCAUUAUGAAUGCUUUCCUAUGAGACAGGCUGAAUGCGCGCAGCUCUUGCCGCGCGUGCGCAUUCAGCCAAAUGAGAGGAGGAGGAGCUCUUGCCGCCCGGCGCUGGAAAAAGGGUAAGUUUUAACCCUUUCCUCUCCCCAGAGCCGGGCGGGAGGGGGACUCUGAGGGUGGGGGCACCCUCAGGGCACUAUAGUGCCAGGAAAACGAGUGUUUUCCUGGCACAAUAGUGGUCCUUUAAUAUAUCUAAAAAAACUAAACUAUGAAUUUCCAUUUGUAUCAAAUAUUCCUGUAUUUGAUACAAAUGCUAUUAGGAAAGAAUUAAAUACAUUUGUGCCUUAAAUGUCUCAUCAUAAGUAUUGACUGUAUAUAGAAUAGUAAGUAUUGUAUUAGUUAUUUUAUAUGCUUAAAUCUGUUUGUUUUGGUUUUUUUACUUUAAGGGAUCUUCAGUGGGUUGGAAGAAUAUAAGUCAGCCAUCUGAACAUCAGAGGUAAGGUUUUUGGUGUUAUCUCUGUCCUCAUUUUGUUGUUCUUGGUUACCUCUGUCCACACUUUAACUGUUUUAGUUGAGAUGUCAAUCAAUUGUUUAGGUAACUAAUCACUUUUAUUUUUUUUCACACAUUGUUGUUAUUUUAGCUCCUUUUCACUCAAAGCAAAGCAAAACAAUGCUAUAUCCCAUGUCCCUUCCACAUUUCCGAAAGUGCAGUGGAAGAUUUAAACAUGAACGUUCAGAACACUUUCUAAUGUAAGAAAUGGUAGUCAAUACAUCGGGCUAUCCUUCAUUUAAAAUGGGGUAAUAAAAUGAUACCAUUGUGUAUUUGGACGACCAUCUGUAUUAAUGAAUUAAUGACGCAAGCAAGCCCCUCAUUGCAGUGGUGUAAAAGACUUGUAUAUAUCUAGCCCUUUAUUAUUGCUACAAUAAAGUUUUUUGUUCAUGCAAAGAGAAUGAAAAAGGACAAAUUCUGUGACUUUUACUUGAGAAGUCAAGGCUUCAAAUAUUUUUGAAAGAACAAUGCGUAUAAUUGUUAAAUAUGCGCUAUACACAACUGGUUUUAGAGAAAUUAGAUUCCAAAGAAAUUUGCAUGAACUUGUCGUGGAAAUAACCCCUUGUAAUAUGAAAUGUAUUCUGCUCUGCUGGUGUUGACAUUGACCGUUUGAUGACUUUAUUUUUUUCCCCUUUCCUAUUUAGAAAAAUUGUGACAUUGGAAAAAGAGGAUUCAGAAACGUUUGGGUUUGAGAUUCAGGUACAGUUAAUAAAAAAAUAGAUAAAGAAGAAAAUUUUAAAUUUCAAGUUUCAUACUUUUUUUUUUUUGUUUGUCCCUCUUCCCCUUUGUGUUGUAUUGUUUGCUGGUUUACAUGCAGUAAUGUACAUUUUUAUCUUUGGGUUAACUCAUACAUAUUUGCAAAAGGGGGAGGGUCAAAUGUGCAAGCACUGCGAGCGCAUUAGGUCAUCCCCAUAGGAAAGUAUUGUAUCAUGGACGCUACAUGUCCUCAUGCAGAAUGUGAGAGCGACCACAGUAGGCAAACAAAGUCGCCUAGCCACCAGGUAAGCGCCCCCUAGUGGCUGUCUGGGAGGCAAUUUUAGUCCUGCAAGAUAAUUAUUGCAAUUUCUCUGGACAAUUUAACAUUGUAGGACAAUGUGUGACGGGGCACUGCACCCAGACCACUUCAAUGAGAUGAAAUGGUUUGGGAGCCUAUAGUGUCCCUUUAAUUGGGAAUUAGUGUAAUCAUGUAGAGCAAAUGUACCCCUUUUUUGGUGUGCAGUCUUCCUCUUGUCACUUUUUUGCUAUACAGCCUUUUACUGCUAGCUCUGGUCAAGUCGCAUUUGUCUUCCUUAAGCCUGCCCAUGUUUUAAAUUGAUCAGCCACUGCCACUUUUUCAUUCAAUAAUGUGGAUUUACUGUUAAAGCAACUGGCUAUUCUGUGCAGCAAGUUGUGGAGUAAACAAGUAAAAAAAAUGCUGAGGUUUGUAGGUUUUGUAAAACUGGUUCUGUGAUGGCAAGUGAGAAGAUUUCAAAGCCUUAAAGGGACACUAUAGUCACCAGAACAACUACAGCUUAUUGAAUUUGUUCUGGUGAGUAGAAUCAUUACCUUCAUGCUUUUUGCUGUAAACACUGUCUUUUUUUUUUUUUUUUCAGAGAAAAUGCAGUGUUUACAUUACAGCCUAGUGAUAACUUCACUGGCCACUCCUCAGAUGGCUGCUACAGGUUCUUCCUCUAUAUAUAUAUUGAAUGGCAGUGCUGCACUGCCAUUCAGUGUCUCCACCCUCUGCAUGCAGACACUGAACUUUCCUCAUAGAGAUGCAUUGAUUCAGUGCAUUUCUGUGAGGAGAUGCUGAUUGGCCAGGGCUGUGUCCUUGACAGUCUCAGCCAAUCCUAUGGGGAGUCAUUGUGAUUGGCUCAGACCACCACUUAUGAUGUCAGCAGAUAGAGGCAGUUCACAGGCAAACAGGGGCAGAGCCAGCAGCUGCUGAUUUUAAUACAAGUAAGAUUUUACUAUAGUUAGGGAGGCAAGGGGGGACUAGAUGGGGUUUAUACAUGUUUGUGUUCCUAAUCUGAUAGUGUUCCUUUAAUUAUUUAAAAAAAAAUUAUAACCCGAUUAUUAGUUGGCAACUAAAUUGAAAUUAUUUAAUCAAACUGGUGUGUGCUGUUGUCCUGACUAAAUAUUUCCUGUUUAACUUUCACACUUUGAAAAAAUAGAAAAUAAAAUCGGGAGCUAUUUUCAUACAACUGCAUAGGAAUCAUUUUGAAAACAGAAGGGGAAAUAAGUGGUUAAAAUGUGAAAACCCCCUUACUGGCUGCUUAAUAGCACUGCCUGUAAAUGCAUUUUCUUUUUCACGUAGAUGCAGUCGAGUCAUGACUGUAAGGUUUUUGUGGGUGCUAUUAUUAAAACCAAUAUCUAGUUCGGCUUAUGUUUGCUGAACAAUCUCAAAGCUCAAACAUCUGGUGCUGUAUUUAACUUGUACGGGUUCUGGUCCUGGUUGCUAGGACAUGGCCAGGUACUACCCUCUAUGGAGUGUUUGGAUAGUCAGAUUUUUCACCGACCAGCUGCAAUCGGCUCUUUGUAUGUUUCCUGUGAUUACAAUGUCUCAUAAAAUGAUUUUUAAUGUUUACAGUGACAUCGACGCCUUAAAAAAAAAAAAAAAAAAAAAAUUAAUAAAGGGACAUUAUAGGCACCAAGACCACUUCACCUCAUUUAAGUAAUCUGAGUGCAGUGUACCUGUCCCCUUAACCCUGCAAUGUAAAACAAUGCUGGACUUCCUCACGCUUUGAGUGGGGGAUGUACAGAGGCACACUGUAGUGCUAGACUAGAAAUAUAGUUUUGUAUUCCUAACACUAGUGUUCCUUUAACUCUGUUCUGCCAAUCCUAAUUGGUUACACUGUACACAUACAAUAUAAACUUGGUUUACGAUAAGGGAGCUAUGACCCAACCCCCCUCCUAUUUAUUCAGUAGAUUAUUUUGAUGAUGUCACUAGGAGCAAUUAAGUAGGUUUUCUUUUUAAAGCUUGUUUCUUAACUUUAUCAGUAUUAUAUUUAUAUCAUUAUUUUUUGAGGCUCAGUAAAGUAAUUAUAGCGAGAUAAGAUACAAAUUGCUAUUUAUGUUCCUGUAUAACAUGCAAAAAAACACAUACACCAAUGAGAAACUGAAGGUAAUCAAGAGGAAAUAACUAUUGUGCAAUGGAGUCUUGGCACUGCAAUAAAUUGGAAGUAAAAUAUCUCCACCCAUGUUCUUGCAGUGCGUGUCCGUUCCUCAUUUUACAAUGAUCUUUUUACAUGGCUAAAGCACUUUUUAUCUUGGAGCCUCAGUACUGAAGAUUGACAUUGUAACUCUAAAGAGCAGCUUCCUGUUUUAUAUAUAGUGUGCUGCAACAUAUUCGGUCUGUGGUGAUGGUAUAAAAUAAACUGUGACUCUUGUCAUAAUUUGAUGUUUCUUGUGGUAAAAAAAAAAGUUGGUUUGUUUUCAAUUUUUUGUUUUUAUUAUCACAGGAUUUUAUAGUAAAUGUCAGCACUUCUUGUGUUGGUUACAAAAAAUCCCCUGUAAUGGUGACUUGCACCGGAUACGUUAUGGCUGUCAGUUAUCACGUUUAUUCCAAGCAUUGACCUCUUUUACCUUCUGUUCUUGUAAAUGUUGUGUAGCAUUCUCACCUUAGUACAUUAGUGUGGCGUGAAACCGUACCACUUCUGUCCAUCUGUCCAUGUACCUGCAGGUUAAUAACACCAUAGGACAGAUAGCGGUUGAGAGUGGAUGAAAAAUGCAAUUUUACUGUGGCAUAAAUCCGUGUUCUAGCUAGUAUACACUGUUCCUACACUGGUAACAAGAUUAAUUCGACAUUAUUUCCCAUUUUUAAAGCUCAUGUCUAAGCAUCUUAUGUUGGAAUGUCCUGAUAACAUUCUUUUUACAUUUAUUUUUUUAAAGACUUAUGGAUUGCAUCAUCAAGACAAGAAUGCAGUUGAGAUGUUUACUUUUGUAUGUCGGGUACAUGAUGGAAGUCCAGCUCAGUUGUGCGGCCUCAAAGUUGGUAAGUCUGCUUUUGCCAACCAUUAGUUCUAGAUUGGCUUGAAUCUAUAAUUGGAUAUAUAUCAAUUAAUAUUUCUGGGCUGUAUUAGGUAUUGUGAUCUGCAAGCGUCAUUAAUUGAUAGUUCUGCCAGCCUCACCAGGAAGCCAUUAAAUAUGAUGUUACUGUAACUGUCGAAUUUUACCUUCUAUUGUUCCAUUUAAAAAUGAAAUGGGUCAGAACGAUGGUUUACUUGGAAAAUAUAAUUUCCUGCUUAAGAAACACUUCCUGUUACAGAAAUAUCUCUGAAAUGUUCAUAAACCACAAAAACAAAUGUUUCUUUGCCAAUCUUUAUCAGUGCAAAGCUCUGUAUUUUGCAUGUCUGUCUUAACCACCAGUUAGUUUGACAGGCAACACUUUUUUUUUAGCUUUGUCAGCAACUUUUACCAGAGAAUUUCACUGUCAGCACCUUUUUAGUUUCCCUGAAUGCUAACCUAUUGAUGUCACUUUUAGGUUGUUUUCUUGACAAUGAGACAUAUGCUAACUUUUUUGGAUGUUUUACAAAUAUCCAUUAUGGUUUCACCAGAAAUGAUCAGAUACACAUCCCUCCUCAACCCCCACCGACUCACUCUCGCUAUGCUUUUUGGCUUUCAUUUGAUUGAUGUUAAAGAAUUUGUCUACGGUUGGAUUCAUAGGAGUUUUUAUUAUGGCACACAAGGCGUUAAAUACAAAGAUAUUGGAAUACUAACAAUGAACACAGUUACAAUUGGGCAAGUAUCUUGUGGUGCAGUCACUAUUUCGAAUGGAUGCUAUGGCAAAUACACGAGUAUCACUCAAAACCUAAGCAGGGAAAAAAAAUAUCCCUAUUUGCUAAUAUCCCUAGAAUAUAAACUCGUUUGAGCAGGGCACUCAACACUGUGCGUCCAACUUGUCUUAUUGCAAAUACUUGUCAGCCCACCUAUUGUAGAAUUUGUUGGCACUUUAUAAAAAAAAUACUUAAAAAAAUUAUGUAUGUGUUUGAUUCCUCAUUUUCAUGUCAUACAGUUGUUCACCAUUAUUCCUCGCUAUUCAUAUAUCCUGGUUUAGUAGACAGGCUGUCAUGUCUCAAUGUGUUUAGAUUUUGUUUGAAGAUAGGCUUUUCCACAGUUUAAGGAAGGUGUAUUCACUAAUCAUAGAGAAACAUGGCAUCCGAAUUGCAAAAUAUUGGUUAGAGUUACAGAUCUGGAGGCUUCCCCCAUCCCAUAUGUUUAACAUUUUAGUUGUCAAAUUGCAGCAAUUCACAUUUUAGAACAGAGAAUUUGCUCAAUACUCUGAAUGCUGUUAAUCAGUUACUGUGUCACAGUGAAGAUUUCCUUUAAGUGAUCUUGGACAGGUAUGUUAUUUUAGACCUUAGCUCCUGGAAGGAGACAGCAGUCUCUAAACAUGGACUUUUGGAACCAUUAUACUGCUGCUGCAGCUGUAGUCUAAAGAUGCAAGAACAUGUUGUGUCUAAAACUUAAUCCUGCCUGUUAUGUUUUGUAUUUUGUACUGAUCAAAGGUUCCUUCAAUCUGUUUGAAUUACUAUUUUUUAAGCAUAUAAUCUUCCAUCCAUAGCCAGUGUUUGUUUGGCUAAAAAUGUGUUCCUUUGAACAGUAUUGUGUUAAUGUGAAACGCAUGUAAGGGGAACUUUCCCCCCCCCCCCCCUUCUAUUGGAGUCCCUGUUGCCUUUCCACAUUAUACAACAUGUUCUGAGCAGGAAAUGAGUCACUCCAGCAAAGGAUUUGGAAAGAGUCUCCAAUUGUGUCCGUGCAGGAUUGGAUAGAGUAUAAAAUAAUGUUCCCACUUUUACGUUAAGUUGCCAAAUGUUUGCAGAGUUCAGGAAAUUCAAUGAAGUAUUCAGGCAGUUUCAUUUUAUCCCUCGAACUCUUAUCUCCCACUGUAUUGGUGAAAGUGGUCUGGAUGGGGGGAGUAGAGAAUCACUGAGGACUGAGCAGGAGAAGUACACCUUUUAUUUUAGAGCUCAAACAUGUGCUGUGCAUUGCAGAACAAACUUGGCACUCACUUUACUGGUCCUGCUUGGACAAGUAUGGUCUGAACAUGAACAUUUCAUUUGUACGGCAAUUUUGACGCGCCUUAAGAUUUUAGAGUUACAGUGGCCUCUUUUUGCUGACAAACCGUGACUUUAUAAAAUAUAUAACACCUCUUAAUUUGUCAAGUGAAUAAACAUAACUGUAAAGCGCUGCGGACUCUAUUGGCGUUAUAUAUAUAUAUGUCCCCCAAAAAAACCUGAUUGAUCUUAUUGUAAGGUGAUUUAUAUUAAUGCAUAAUGUAACUUAUUUUUUUUUUUAGGUGAUAUAAUUGCUGGUGUUAAUGGCCUCAAUGUGGAUGGAAUUAGACACAGAGAUAUUGUAGAGUUGAUCAAGGCUUCUGGGAACACAAUCAGGUAAAUUAAAUAGAUUUUUAGAUACCAGCUUCCCACUUGGUAGCAAAAUCCGCAGUCUCAGAGUUCAUUCUGAGGGUUCUCCUUCAUGAAAUCUGCUCAUUAACGCAAUUUUGCUGUCUGCGCAUGAAUCUGGCCUAUAUUCAAAGGUGUUGUUUUUUGGUUUUUUUUGUCCUGCCAUUAUAUUUACUUGUAUAUCACCAUUUGUCAAAAAGACCAAACCAAAUAGAGGAUGCAGCACAAUUUCUAAAGAUGGCACACUUCCCAAGUUUAACUAGAAAGUUAUCCAGUUGAUUCCUUUGUGAAGCUUGUAAUCUUUCCUACUAAAAUGACAUCCACUGUAAAGUUCCUGUGUAAACUUGCACUGUCUUAUAUUGAGUUGUCGAUUGUCUUGUCAGAUUGGAGACAGUUUAUGGAUCUGCUAUCCGGAGAGCCGAAUUGGAGGCACGGCUACAAUAUCUGAAGGUCAGUGGUGUGUGUGUUUCUCAGCUCAUCUGAAGUACUGGAGUGCUUGUUAUACUGUGAGUUGGGCAUAUUUAAGUCUGUCUGUUGGUGUCCUGUAAUCUUUGCUUGAGUUGUGUAGACCAGUUUCCCAGUCUGAGAAGUGCUUUGGGGGGGGGGGGGAGUACUUUAAUUCCAAUUUUAGUUUUCUAAUUUACUUUGAGGCUUCAUUAAGUUCUGUAAAUACUGUUAACAACUUUUAUCAGCAGUACUUGGAUUUAAAAAUCUGUGGUUAGUGCCUUGAAAACUUUUUGAACACUGGUGUAGUCAACCCUUUUGUGGAUACUGUUUAGUCAUAUCUUUAUAUUUGAUCAAUCUGCCUCAAUACAAACGGUCUCAUAUGUCCCAUACUUGAAUACAUUUUUUUUUUUUUUUUGCAGCAAACGUUGUAUGAAAAAUGGGAAGAAUAUCGGUCACUUAUGGUCCAGGAACAGAGAUUGCUCCAUGGUAAGUGCAACUUCUGUCAAACUUAUAUUCUGAAGCAGAGCUUUAAGUCCUCCAGAAUUUAAUUAUCUAGGUACACCGACCCAACAGAGUCCAUCUUAUUUGUUUACUCAUGUAGUGCAUUGUGAGUUUAUGAAAUGGUGGUUGAGCUUGUGUGCAACUUUCCUGUUCCUUAAUAAAAUGUCACACACUCCCCCUAGCUCACUGACUUCAUGUGAACUCAAUACUCUCUAACCCACAAGUAUAAGUUGUGAAUAGGUACAUGCACACAAAGAAAUCCUUAUUGACUGUGUUUGGCGGUCUUGUAGAUCAUCUUGCUUUUACCAAUGAAAACACAUUAAUGGGCUGUCCUAUGUAUGUUAGCGUGCACAGUUGUUUCAUUCAUGUUUACUAAUGAAUAAAGCUCCUAGAAGGUGCAGAAUAAUUAUAUAGAAGUGUUUUUCGAAGGAACUUGACACCCGGAACAUUGAUGUCCAUAAUGUGCUGAGCUUGUUCUUGUAGAGUGUGCAAACUGGCAGGAAUAUUUAAAGUAAAGCUCCCAUUGCUAAUCAAAUGGUGGUGAAACAGAUGUACGUUUUAAUGUAAACUAGCUUUGGGUUACUUUUAUUAUUUUGCAAGUUGCAUGCUAAUUACUUCCGGUUUUAAGAUAUAUUCAAUUUUUCACUUAUGCUCGUUAUGUUCUCAUAAACGUGUUCUGCAUUUUAGGACCCUGUCAUUGUUUUUUCUAUUGACAAUAACGUCCUUAAAGGGAUUACUUCCUUUUAAUCUGGCCCUAAUGUUGUCCAUGUUCUGCAUUUUGUUUUGCCAGAAGAUGAGGAAGUUGUCCAUAAAGCACAGAACGAUCCUCCCUACAUCUGCUUUCUUCUUCCUUUACAGCGCAUUGUUUACAUAAUGUUUUGUUUCUGUGGAUUCUCUUGUGUAGCAUUAAUAACUGCACUCCAAAAGCCAUUACAUCAGUUCAUAUGUGCACAGAAUUACAGAUUACUGCCUAUUGUAACAGAGGGUUCCGUGCACAGUUUGACUUUGUGAAAUGUAUUAUACUGGUUGUAAUGGGGCUCAUGUGGGGUAAACACUGAUUUGGUCACUUAUACGUUUUUGUAGAGCCUAUAAGUAAUAGCAAAAAUUAAAACACAAGUUUUUUUUAAAAUAAAUUUUCCCUGUUGCAGGGACCCUCUCUGCCACUCUUGAGGCUGUCUGACACCUUGGGAAAUGUAGUACGCAAACAUCACGGCUUUUAAGUAUUCAACACUACUGCAGAUAUUCUGAGAGCAUAAACACUGAUUUUCUUGUCUGAGUGGGUUCUUAAGGCAGGUCUCUCUGCAGCCAAUAUUUUCACUACAGUUCCCGUGAUCUGGAAAAACCUUCCUUCAGUAGUUUAGUAAUAACUUCCUCCACCCUUAGCUGCGAUUAAUUGUAGAAGGUGUGUGGACCAAAUAUGGCCAACCUCUUAGUUUAUGUAUAGCUAAUGGAUAUAAUUGCAACUGGGGGCAUGUCACCAUCAAUGCAUAUAAUGUACUUAAUGCCUUUCAUAUUUUCUUUUCUAGGUAUAGUUGUGAAGGAUCCCAGUGUGUAUGACACUCUAGAAUCGGUGCGUUCUUACAUAUAUGGAACUGUUCCUGUGUCUGGGAAGGACCCCCUUAAUGGCUCUCUUGCAGCUGGGAGUAUGUGUAGCAGUGCUAGCUGCCUCAGCCACACAGACGACAAUGAAGAAGCAGUAUAUCAGACAUGUUAUUUCACCUCAGACUCCACCGAUGAGAUAAAUGGUCUUGGCAGCAAAAGCAACGGCAAGCCUUACAAGUCAACACUUACUCGCAGCUCUAGUGUGAAGUGUGGAACCUCUGGAACAACCUGGGACAAGCCAAAAGAACAGAAUAACUUUGCGUCCCUUCCCAGGAAAAAGCACAAAAGUUUUCGGAAAAGACUUUUGAAGUUUAUACCAGGACUAAACAGAUCUUUAGAAGAGGAGGCCAGUCCUCUUUAACAUAACAUUAUAAAAGAGGUUAAGUUAUUUAUUUAUUGUUCCCUGUUUAGUUUUUUUGUAAAAAGAGUGAAAAGCCAUGUAGUUCUUUUGUUAGGCUUUAUUGUAAUAUGUUGUGUUUGGGCAGUUUACCAGAAAAUAAAUGUUUGGCAAGGCAAUGGUUGCCAAACUCCAGAUUUUUCUAUGAAAAAUGCAGUUUAUUCUGAUGUUUUCAAGUGUUCAAAGGCUCACACAGGAGUUUUCCUGCCAGCAGGUUUAGUGAGCAGUCUGAUUAUUUUUCAAGGCAAUGCUGGAUUUUGCCUAAUAUAGAAUUACUCCCAAGGUCUGCAGUUGAUUAGAACUUGGGGUCUAUACCAAUGUAUGCUAACCUAUGCCAUUCCUGCUGCUGAAGACAGUUACCCAUAAUGCCCAGCCAGCUUUAGUGGCACAGGCCAAAGUCAGAUACCCAAUUGUUUUUCAAACUACAACUCCAUUGAUGUUUUGCAGCUUUAUGGCUGACAAGGCAUUGUGGUAGUCAUAGUUGCACUUUUGGCCACUCCUGGUCUAUAGUAAUCCUCUCUUCUGUACCAUAGGUGCCUUCACUCUGUUUAUGCCAGGGGGAUGUAACUGGAGACUUAAUGUAUUGUGUAUUUAUUCUCUUUAUGAUCCAGCCAAUGCUGUGAUACAAACCAGCUCGGUCUAGGGAGAGUGGGUGUUCUUUCUUUGCUUUUCUAGAUUAUAGUCUGGCAAGUGUUCACUCUGACUUUAGCAGCAUUGUUGAAAGUGAAUGCCCCCAUUUAGUUUUCAUGUUGCACAUAUAUAAUAUACUGAAUUGCUUAGGCAAACUAGGAGUCAUGCAACAUGGUCGAUGGCAGUGAUUUUUCUUUUAAAGUGAAGCAAAGAUUUUGGCAAUCACCCCAAAACCUCACAUCCAUAGACAUAAACAAAAUUGCUUGCAGUCUGUCUUUUUAAGUCGGUGAGCAUCUUCAAAUAUUUUUUUUCUGUAGAUUGCAUUUAGCGUGGAACAGGCUUUCUUCCCAGGCCUUAACAAUAUAUUGUAAAUCCUUCCAACUGAAAUAUUUUACAUUAAUUGGGUAUAAGAGGAAGUGAUUAUAUUGUAGGAACACGUCGCCACAUUUUCAGUAACUACCAUUCAUGCUAUCUGUUCAUUUUGACCCAAAGUUAAAUGUGCACACCAGCCAGAUGUGCCAGUUCUUGCUAGACCAUAUACAUUUGAGCCAUUUGUCAACGGCAAGGCACACCCAUGGUUUAAUAUGCUUUUCAUAAAUAUUGCUGGCAGGGCUAUAUCUGUUCCCUGUAUGGUCUUUACUUUGUAUGGCCCAUAUUUUAUUGCAUUGUCUGUGUAUUCAUAUCAGUAUAGCAGCUGUGCAGAUGACAUCUGGCAAUGCUGAAUUGUAAUUCUGCAUGUUUGUUGUAGGACAGGUUUGCUCCAACUGUAAAAAGACGCCAUGCCUUUGGCACACCCAGCAUGAAUGUCUUAAGCUAUAUCCUGAACGCCACAUUAAAUAAAUACAGUCCAUCCAUGUUCCGAAGUUAUUUAAAAAUACUUUUCCUGAAAAAUGGGAUAACAAAUGACUUGUCCCUAGUUCACACUUUUCCCUAGUGUUAUGGCUGCAAUAGAGUUUUAAUGUUUAAUUUUAGGACUCUGCACCCCUCCUCCCCCCAACGUAAGUUGUGCCGUAUCAUUUUAUAUUACAGAAGAAAUGUAUUUGGAGAAAAUUAAAUCGCCCCAAACGUUUAAAUCACUUUUAUUGCAAAACUGUGAAGCACUCCUGCAGACUUUACCUCGUAUAUACACUCCAUAUUGACCUUUUUAUGUUUAUUACAAUCCUGUAAAGUGUUUCUUGUUGCUCCAAAUGCAAAGAACAUUAAUGGGGCACUCCUAAAUUCCUAUAUACCCAGGCAUUUGUGGUUUUGCUUUCAUGGGAGGAAUGUCCGUCAUUCUGUGCAUGCGGAUUGCUCCCAUGUGUGGAUGCAGCUAUUGCGGACCUCCUUUGACACAAGACAAUAUGCCAGUCAGUAAUGUUCUGGCAGGCAGGAGCACCAUAUGUAGAACAAAUGUUAAAGCGUAUUAAGGCGAAACAGCAGCUCUAUCUGAGAAGUCCACAUUCCAGCUUCCCCAGGAAAACUCUACAGCUGUGACAAACUAUGUGCAGAAGUCAUCCUUAAGGAAGAGGGCCUACGGUGUUUUAAGUUUUAUCAUGGGAAACCUCUGCCUUCUUUUCUUUACUGGAUUUGUUGAGCAAUUGUGUUUUUUUGUUUUUUUUGGCUUGCACUUAAAAAUCCAUUAAAUAAACAGCCAUUUUAUUGGCCCCAAAUCAGCACAUUCGGAUAUGAUAAACAGAUGGCUUUUUAACUAUUCAAAUAGUUGUCUGAGCACAAUUAGAAAGGUCACAGGCUUCUGUACCAGUUCCAACCACUGUGUGCAAUUGCUCUUAUCUAAACCUCUGUCACCGACAUAGACCUGUGACAUUUCUGUGAUUUGGAUUUUUUUAUUUUUCUUCUGGUAAAAUAUAUCUUUUGGAUCUUGUCAUAGAUAUUUUUAUAUAAAUCGCAUAACUAAAUACACAGCGUAGGUUUUUAGAAUUCAUCACCAUUGAAGUGCUCUAAUGCCAGGAUUUUGGUCUGUGUUGGAAUAAAGGUGCCAAACUGUGUCAAAAUAAUGUUACAUUUAUAUAGAAUUCAUCAUCUUGCAAAAAAGCUGUCGUUCAGUCAUUGUGGAACAUAUCCCCAAUGCAUUUUAUGCCUGAGACAUUUCACGUGCAGUCUAAGAACUUGAGUUUCAAAUGAAGCAUUGAAACUUUUGUAAAUGAUUUUUUGGGUGAAGAUCUCCACAAUCAAGCUGAGUGAUGUUUUGGUUGAUAUGGUGUGUUCUGUAGAUGGUAUUUUUCUCCUUACAUGCUAUACAGUAAGGGGCUUAUGUUAGAGCCCGUUAAUGGUUAAAUAGAAAUUGUUUGUAUCUUGGUAUGUGAUGGGGUGUCUGCUUUCUACUUUGUCAUGUUAAGCUUAAAAGAAUAUUCUGCCUAACCAUAAAUCUAUGAAAAACUGAAGCAUGUGUAGUCUUAUACCCCACGGAAAGCCUCCAAGAAGAUGCUAGCUCUCUGAGAACUCGUAGUUCAAUUACGGAGACCUCCACACCACAUGAGAAUGCAGAGGAAAUUGCUAAAAAGUCUAAAUAUUUAGUCACGUUACGACUGAUGGUACAGAGUGAAUGGGACUACAAAGGAUAUGUGUAAUGGAACAUUUCAAUAAAGCUGUGCCAUGAACUUUGUUAAAGAUAUUUGUACCCGUUCAUUUCAUUGUUUCAUUUUCAUGACUAGGAAGGCUCCUCAUGCCUAUAUUAUAGGGUUAUUUACGAACACCUGCUGAAAGACUGAUAAAAAAAAGCAAACUUUUUUAAAAUGUCAUUGCCUUGGUUGUAUUGGCCUAAAACAUUCUGGUCAUGAGUUUUUUACAGUUACAGAUCUGUUAGAAGAAAUCUACUGUGAGAUUCACACAUAGCCGGUAUGUGAAAAGCCUUCCGGAAGAGGGUUUACAAAUAUAGAUUCUAGAAUUGUCUGGUCAUUUGACUGGUAAAUCUUCCACACAAUGUUAAAUUCAAAGUAACUAUUUGUUCUUGGAAUUUUCUUAUUGUAUUUUUUUCAAAUCUUGUAAGUUAUGACUUAUGGGUGCAUAAAUAACUUUUGGCCUUUGUACUGUUGAAAUUGUGAUAAUAUAAGAUUGCUAUUUUAAGCUACUUGUCAAAAUUGUCUCUUAUUUGAAAUAUCUCC
This is a messenger RNA of Pelobates cultripes (western spadefoot toad), 27529 nucleotides long. The record is from the annotation of a GenBank genome assembly. Lineage: Eukaryota; Metazoa; Chordata; Amphibia; Anura; Pelobatidae.